UAUGAAAAUGGAAACAAGACACCCUCAUCACUCGAUCUUCUGUUCUUCUCUGAUUCCGAUUUAUUAGAUCUCCGAGUCACUUGAUAAGUCUUUAGAAUCCUCGAAUUUAGUGACUUAGAAUCGUUCAUUUUGCUCACUGUUUUGUUUCUUCUGUAAUUAGUUUUAAUUUGUGAAAGGGAUGUUCUGAUUCGAGCAAGAGAAGAUCAAAAAUCGGCUUUGAUUAUUGUUUGAAUUGAAUAGAGGAUUUUGAAUUAUUGUUUUUGUAACAUUGUCUGAUAUGGCGGACGCUUUAUCUGCCAUUCCGGCGGCUGUUCUUCGAAAUCUUUCCGAUAAGUUAUACGAGAAACGGAAAAAUGCUGCGCUUGAGGUUGAAGGAAUUGUAAAGCAAUUGACAGUUGCUGGAGAUCAUGACAAAAUUACGGCCGUGAUUAAUCUGUUGACUCAUGAGUACACUUACUCACCGCAAGCAAAUCAUCGCAAGGGAGGGUUGAUUGGACUGGCUGCAGCUACUGUUGGGUUGAGCGCGGAAGCCGCUCAACAUCUUGAGCAAAUUGUACCGCCAGUGAUAAACUCUUUCUCUGAUCAAGAUAGCAGAGUUCGUUAUUAUGCGUGUGAAGCUUUAUACAACAUUGCGAAGGUUGUGAGAGGAGACUUCAUUGUGUUCUUUAACGAUAUAUUUGAUGCUCUAUGUAAGCUUUCAGCAGACUCAGAUCCCAAUGUACAAAGUGCAGCUCAUCUUUUAGAUAGACUUGUGAAGGACAUCGUGACUGAGAGUGAUCAAUUCAGCAUUGAAGAAUUUAUACCUCUGUUGAGAGAGCGUAUGAAUGUCUUGAAUCCUUAUGUCCGCCAGUUUUUGGUUGGAUGGAUCACGGUGUUGGACAGUGUUCCUGACAUAGAUAUGUUGGGGUUUCUUCCUGAUUUUCUUGAUGGUUUAUUUAAUAUGUUAAGUGAUUCCAGUCUUGAAAUUCGGCAGCAAGCUGACUCAGCACUUUCAGAGUUUCUUCAGGAGAUCAAAAACUCCCCUUCUGUAGAUUAUGGUCGCAUGGCAGAAAUACUUGUGCAGAGAGCAUCUUCCCCUGAUGAAUUCACUCGUUGGACUGCUAUCACCUGGAUAAAUGAGUUUGUAAAACUUGGUGGUGAUCAGCUGGUUCCUUAUUAUGCGGAUAUAUUGGGAGCUACCUUACCUUGCAUAGCCGAUAAAGAAGAAAAGAUACGAGUUGUAGCUCGUGAAACAAAUGAAGAGCUUCUUGCAAUCGAGGCUGAUCCUGCUGAAGGAUUUGAUGUCGGAGCAAUUCUCUCCAUCGUAAAGAGGCAGUUGUCUAGUGAAUAUGAGGCCACUCGGAUUGAAUCAUUGCACUGGAUUUCAACCCUUUUAAGUAGACAUCGUCCGGAGGUCCUGUCUUUUCUGAAUGAGAUUUUUGACACACUUCUUAAAGUACUGUCGGAUCCCUCUGAUGAGGUAGUGCUCCUGGUUCUGGAGGUGCAUGCAUGUAUAGCAGAGGACCAAUAUAACUUCCGUCAGCUUGUUGUUUUCUUAGUUCAUAAAUUCCGGACAGAUGACGCACUCCUCGAAAAGCGUGGUGCUUUGAUUAUCCGCCGGCUUUGUGUACUUCUAGAAGCUGAAAGAGUUUACCGGGAGCUCUCUACAAUUCUCGAAGGAGAAGCUGACCUGGAUUUUGCAUCUACCAUGGUUCAGGCUUUGAAUUUGAUUCUGCUCACUUCUUCCGAGCUGUCUGACCUACGUGAUCUUUUAAAGCUAUCACUAGUUGAUGCUGCUGGAAAAGAUUUCUUUCUUUCACUAUAUGCCUCGUGGAGCCAUUCGUCAAUGGCCAUAAUAAGUCUAUGUUUAUUGGCACAGGCUUAUCAUCACGCAAGUUGUGUCAUUCAAUCUCUAACAGAGGAGGAUAUUAAUGUCAGAUUCUUGGUUCAGCUGGACAAAUUGAUACACCUAUUGGAGACUCCAAUUUUUGCUUAUCUUAGGCUGCAGCUUCUUGAACCUGGAAGAUAUAUAUGGUUAUUAAAAGCCUUGUAUGGUCUUCUGAUGCUCCUUCCCCAGCAAAGUACGGCCUUUAAGAUCUUAAGGACUCGAUUGAAGACGGUGCCUGCAUAUUCCUUUGACAAGGAGCCACUCAAGCGUACAUCAUCGGCCAACCCUUCCAUACAUACCGGUUACAUGUCAACAGGGAUACAGUUGCCUGAGGAUGGUAACAUGAACGAUAUUUCUCGUAACAUGCAUAAUGGGAUAAACUUUGCUCCUUGGCUGCAACAUUUUAAACAGAUGCAGCAGCAGCAUCAUGUGCAUUAUAAAUCGCAAGCACGUUCACGCAACAGUUCCACAUCCUCAAAGGUCAAGGAUGUCCAAAAACUUGAAGAACUUAAAAGACCGGCUGUGCCAGAGAUGAGCAGGCCUCCUUCAAGAUUAUCCCGUAAAGCUACCGGACAAUUACAACUAUGAUGGAUGUUGAUCAAUCCGGUACGAAUUGGUAGAUUGUAUAUCAUAGUAUUCUUUUUUGUUCUAUCUUGAUUGAACCUGUGAACAUUGUCCUUCUAUUCUGUUGUUUCUUAUUUUCUUUCCAGAAUCAUGCUUGGAUUGGAUGCCACCAAGCUAUUCUUUACUCUGGACUAUUGCUCUUGUGGUUGUGUUAUUUUUGUUGAAAACCACAGGACCAGAGGGGUAGAUAUUUGAGUUAGAAUUUGCAGUUACUAUUCUUAUAAUAACAAACUCUUUUGUUACCA
Messenger RNA from Cynara cardunculus var. scolymus (artichoke), 2736 nucleotides. Its product is annotated as protein VAC14 homolog. Gene Ontology annotation, cellular component: endosome membrane; PAS complex. Gene Ontology annotation, biological process: phosphatidylinositol biosynthetic process; positive regulation of kinase activity. The coding region runs from base 278 to 2455 and encodes 725 amino acids. NCBI's taxonomy places the organism in Eukaryota, Viridiplantae, Streptophyta, Magnoliopsida, Asterales, Asteraceae. The transcript has 20 exons. The record is from RefSeq and is a predicted model, not a curated record.